Strongylocentrotus purpuratus (purple sea urchin) is the source of this 731-nucleotide messenger RNA. Its product is annotated as fibropellin-3-like. The record is from RefSeq and is a predicted model, not a curated record. Gene Ontology annotation, biological process: establishment or maintenance of epithelial cell apical/basal polarity; heterophilic cell-cell adhesion. Gene Ontology annotation, molecular function: calcium ion binding. Lineage: Eukaryota; Metazoa; Echinodermata; Echinoidea; Camarodonta; Strongylocentrotidae. Gene Ontology annotation, cellular component: plasma membrane; protein-containing complex. The coding region runs from base 310 to 648 and encodes 112 amino acids. The transcript has 3 exons.
UGUUGAUCAUAAUUUAAGGGGCUAAAUUAACACUUCCCACAUGCUGGAUCUAACACUAUAAACAGUUGAAUCUAGCAUGGUAAAAGUGUUGAACUGACAAUUUUAGAAAGUGGUCACUCCACAGCCCUUUUAAAUGUUGAUUUAGCAUUUUAGUUUUGAGAGUGUAUGAAAAGACAUAUUAGGCAUUCACUUUCUGGCCUAGAUUAGGAGUUAAUAUGUCACUGUACCUUUACAUCUCUGUCUUGUAUUCAUGUAGAAAUAGAUCCAUGUGCUAAUAACUCGUGUGCAAAUGGAGCUACCUGUAACCCUAUGCCUAACUCUGUAAACUACACGUGUGAAUGUGUGAUUGGAUUCUCGGGAGAACGAUGUGAAACAGAAAUAAACCCUUGUGAUAACAAUAGCUGUGAAAAUGGCGCUUCAUGUAACAAAGUAGUUGGCUCUAUCACUAACUACACAUGCGAAUGUCCCACCGGAUUCAGAGGAGAAUUCUGUGAACUUGAAAUAGAUCCAUGUGCUAAUAACUCGUGUGCAAAUGGAGCUACCUGUAAACCCAUGCCUAACUCUGUAAACUACACGUGUGAAUGUGUGAUUGGAUUCUCUGGAGAACGAUGUAAAACAGGUCUGUAUUUCAAACAGCAAAAUAAUUAGACGUUUUCAUCUAUCUUACGUUAUCCUAGUUCACAAAAUAUGUUGUAUAUGUGCUUUCCUCAGCAAUCUAUCUAAUAGAUAAA